Cyclospora cayetanensis is the source of this 9747-nucleotide messenger RNA. Its product is annotated as narbonolide/10-deoxymethynolide synthase PikA1, modules 1 and 2. The record is from RefSeq and is a predicted model, not a curated record. The coding region runs from base 550 to 9747 and encodes 3065 amino acids. The transcript is spliced from 7 exons. Gene Ontology annotation, biological process: fatty acid biosynthetic process. Lineage: Eukaryota; Apicomplexa; Conoidasida; Eucoccidiorida; Eimeriidae. Gene Ontology annotation, molecular function: fatty acid synthase activity; phosphopantetheine binding; 3-oxoacyl-[acyl-carrier-protein] synthase activity.
UUAAGCAGCAAGGAUGUUGUAUUAGAGGCGUUACGUGCUGCUGGGAACGCGGUUGAAGGCGAUGUAGGUGGCUCCUCUGAAAGCCUCUGGGAACUAGUGUCUGGUGACAACUUAGCUAGCUCUUACUUUUUGAAGUCCCUCUCUAUUUCAUUGGGGGUGGAGAUUCCCUCGAGAGUGCUUCGAUGUAAAAAAUUUGAGGAGGUUGUGGGGUUGCUUAAUAAGGUCACAGCAGGUGCUGGGGUAGAUUCUCAAAGUAAGCUUCCAGUGCGCACAUUCGGUAUCAAGCAGAGGACCCCUCGUGUGGCUAUUGUAAGUGUCUCUUGCCGACUUCCAGGAGGCGUUAGGACACUUGGAGACUUGUGGGCUGACGUUCUCAUCCUGGGACGGGAUGUGAUAACCCCUAUACCAAUUUCCCGUUGGGAUGCAGACGUGCUCUACGACCCAGAAGGAAGUAAAGGGACGGUGUACGUUAAAGAGGGAGGAUUCCUGGAAGAUGCAGAUGCAUUCGAUAACAAUUUUUUUGAUAUCUCCGACCAUGAGGCUACACAGAUGGACCCACAGCAGCGCUUGCUGCUGGAGGCCGCUUUCGAAGCGAGAGUUCCCUUGACAAAGGGCCGGCUAAAUCCUCCAGAUGAGACUGGAGUUUUCAUAGGAUCCUCUUGCGUUGAUUGGUUCCUCGUCCAUGCAAAGCUGCCUUCGCGGGAUGGCCCAUCGUGUUUCGUUGCUGACCUCCAGCAUGCAAUGCUUGCGAAUCGUAUUUCAUACUGCAUGAACCUUGAGGGGGCUUCAAUGACAAUCGACACCGCAACUUCAUCAGGUAUCGUUGCAUUCUGCACAGCUGUGAGCCAUAUAGAAUCCAAUCGGAUGCUAUGUGCUCUUGCUGGGUCGUCUCAACUCAUCAUUGCUCCAGAGGUUACAGUGGCUCUGUGUAACCUGGGAAUGCUCUCACGAACUGGGCGUUGUCGUCCGUUUGAUGAGGCUUCGGAUGGUUUUAUCAGGUCAGAAGGAGUCAUAGUUUUUUCGCUCGUUCGAGAAGAUUACGUUUCUGAAUUUGUGGAUACGUCAGCAGUGCAGCCUCUUGCAUUUGUUCGGGGGCAUGCUGUGGUACACAGUGGAAGGGCUUUUUCAACAACAGCUCCAAGUGAAAGCGCCGAACGGCGUGUUAUGGAGGGUGCACUCGCCAAGGCGAAAAUGACCCCUGAUGAAGUAGACUAUAUUGAAGCCCAUGGUACUGGGACACGGAUGGGGGACGCAGUGGAAAUGCAAAGCCUGGCUGCCGUCUUUGGGGAAUCUCACGAAUACGCAAGGCCGCUUCUUGUGGGUUCAAUAAAGGGCAACAUUGGUCACUGCGAGGGUUCAUCGGGCGGUGCAGGGAUCUGCAAGGCCAUUCUCGUGCUUAUAAAUCGGUGUGUGCCUGCAACGGUGCAUUUCAAUCGCCUCAGCAGUCUAAUAGAUAGGACGCCUCGCUACUUUUUUAUCCCUCGAGCUGCAACACAAGUACCUAUUGCUGACAGGUCACUGGUGGUAGGGGUAAGCUCAUUUGGCGUUGGCGGCUGUAACGGCCAUGUAAUCUUGGAGGGCCCGAAAACAAAUAGCCACGAUUUCAAAACCCAGCUAAAUGACAAGUGUGCGUGGAAAAGAAAUAGAUUUCCUUGGUCUCACCUCAUUGACAUACCAGGACAUAAUAAUGAAGUGGGCUCACCAAUCGAAAUGGGUAUCCCUGCCAGUGCUCGUGCAAGCUCGAGUUUUUCCUUCGAGGACACUGCGCUCAGUAUUGUGGACUCCUUUCUAGAUGAAAGCAUUGACGAGAGCGUCCCUGUGCCCUCUAUGGACACAAGAAUUCUCAGGAAUGGUAGCCAGACAAAGAUGACGGGAAGUCGUAGCGGCUCCCUUCAGGACCUUUCAUUAACCACAGGGAACUGCGUAAAGGGAGUCCCUGUAGAAGAACCAGCAAAACAUAUUGCAGCUUCAUUUCAUUCUGAAGACGCAGGUUCAACCCAUUUGGGCGGUUCUAGCCCGCACGGAUACACUAAUACAGUUCCUUCGGCAGUUCAAUGUGGCCGAUCGGAAGCGUUAUCGACAUCUAUGCCAAGUAUAUCUCGCCAAAAAAUAAGGGCUGCAGUUGACGAAUCGCUCAGACUUGCCCUAAACCGCAAUGAAGCUAUAGAGGAAACGACCCCGUUUGUAGAGGCGGGAGUAGAUUCGAUGACAUCCAUUGGGAUUAGAGAAAGUCUUUCAAAGAAGCUUGAGAUCCAACUUCCUGCAACCUUGUUGUACGACCAUCCCUGCAUUGCUGAACUCGUGCCACGAUUGGAGCAGCUGCUGUGUGAAGAUCGAGGAGUGAGCACAAAUCAAGCAAUACAUCCAGGGCUUUGGCACGCUACUGACGAAAAGGACGUUGCCGUUACUGCACUCUCCUGUAGGCUUCCACCGGGGUCUUACUGCGAAUCGGAGUUUUGGGAGGGCUUAAAGGCUGGCCAGGACUGUAUCCAACACAUUCCACUUUCGCGAUUCGAUCCGUGGAAAUAUCGAACCUCAGGUGCAAGCCCGUCCGAGAAGUUGUAUGUCAGUGACGCGGGAACAUUUCCAGAUAUGUGUUUAUUUGACAACGCGCUAUUCAACAUUUCCCCUGCUGAAGCCCAGUUGAUGGAUCCCCAUCAGCGUAUUUUGUUGGAAGUUUGCCACGAAACAAUCGCGCCUGCACUUGAUGAUCGAAGCCUAGUGGAUUUGGCCAUUAUCGUAGGCUGCUGCAACAAUGAUUGGGUCAGAGAAACAUGCACCUCAGCACAAGAGGCGAAGAGCUUAAGCGGGACAGGUAGUGCAGCAUCCAUCGUUUCUAAUAGGCUGUCGUACGUUUUCAACCUUCAUGGACCAAGUAUGACCAUUGAUACUGCUUGUUCCUCGUCUCUUGUGGCUCUUGAUGUUGCAAAGCAUCUCCUCUCUACCGGCCGCUGCACAGCUGCUCUAGCAGGAGGAGUUCAUGUCUUGAUUAACCAUUAUGUCUUUGAGCAGUACUGCAAAGCUCAUAUGCUAAGCAUCGACGGAAGGUGCAAGACCUUCGACGCAUCAGCAAAUGGCUACGUUCGCAGUGAAGGAUGCGGCGCAGUGCUCUUGCAGGCACUGCCACGCGAAUCCACGAACCCCAACUCUGUCUAUGCGUGGAUAAGAGGGGCCGCAAACAACCAUGUAGGCAGGAGUGCCAGCCUCACUGCUCCCAACGGACCGGCGCAGCAAGCCGUGAUUCGAGCAGCAUUGCGUGAUGCCCGGAUACAAUCACCUGCAGACAUCUCUGUCUUAGAAGCUCACGGCACUGGGACAUCGCUCGGAGAUCCUAUUGAAGUGGGGGCCGUUCGAGCAGUCUACUGCAAUGGCUUCGCAGACAGGCCCCCACUGAUCAUUGGUGCCUUGAAAUCCCUCAUGGGUCAUGCUGAAGGAGCCGCAGGCAUUGCUGGUCUUAUCAAACUAAUUCUUGUUCUUCAACACAGGACGGCGACUCCCAAUCUCCAUCUUAUCACGCCCAAUCCACAUAUUGAUUUGUCUAGAGGUGACAAGUACAGAGACCUCCUAUUCCCUAGCAAAUGCAUUCCUCUCGACACCCUCCUAGGCAUUCAAGAGUCCCAGCCGUUGCUGGGUGCAGUGAGUUCAUUUGGCUUUGGAGGCUCCAAUGCACAUGCAAUCGUGGAGGUGGAGCCUACAUUCAAGGCAACGUGGACAGAUGGUGAGGAACAGCUUGUUGCCGGUUCCAGCGAUGGUCGCGCUACCGUAGUCUGGCUAUUCACUGGACAGGGUUCGCAGUAUCUAGAUAUGGCAAGCGCGUAUUUCCAUCACAGCGCACUGUUCAGGGAUACCAUAUCUGCAUGUACCGCUCAAUUGAAGGAGAUGAAUUGGUUCCCAGCAGAUGGACCACAGAGCAUCGAAGACUUGGUCUACGGUGCCGAGUCACUAGCGGUCAGGGAGAAAGCGGAGGAGAUCUUGAGUCAGACACAGUAUUCACAAGUUGCUAUCUUUGCCAUAGAGUUGGGUUUGAGUAAGGUUUUGUUGGAGCAGGGACUGAAACCAGAUAUAGUAAUUGGUCACAGUUUGGGUGAGUACGCGGCAGCCACUGUUGCAGGUGUGAUGGAAUGGAAAGACGCUUUGUGUCUAGUUGCGAAGCGUGCUGCACUGCUGGCUGCACAGCCCAACGAAAACGGAGUUAUGGUGGCAUGUCGUCUAUCCGCCGCUGCAGUCCAAGCAGCCCUCACCACAGAGCUACAGCAAUUGCAAGCAGUGUCACUGGCAGGUGAUAACGGUCCUAACAGUGUUACCAUUGCUGGCGCCAAAGAACAGGUCGACUUGCUUCUUGAGCACCUGGGCGUUUCUGCCAAUUCAAAACGCUUACACGUGUCCCAUGCCUUCCAUUCUCCACUCAUGGCUGGUGCCGUUUCUGAGAUGGAGGCUCUCGCAUCCCAAGUAAAUUUGCAGCCAGCAUCCAUCACAAUAGCCUCCACAGUGCGUGGAAGAACGCUGGAUUCGUCAGAGGCUCAAAAUCCGCGUUACUGGAGCGAGCAAUUGACACUCCCUGUAAGAUUUAGAGAAGCUGUGGAGGCAGCAGUGGAAGCGUCUAAGUCAGACCGAAUCGUGUUUGUGGAGAUUGGACCUCAGAGGACUCUGGUGAACCUAGCGAAGCAAGUAGUGGCGAGGUUGGCGUCUGUUGAUGCUCGGUAUUUUGAACUAUCAGGACGUGAUCGCCAAGGAGAAUCUUUGCAGGAGCUGGAGUUGCAUGUUAAGGAAAUUGUCGCUGCUAUUCUUGCGGAUCGUCCCUUGCGCUGGAAUCAUAAAAAAUUCCCCUUUCCUUUUGAAACAAAAACCCGCUCUCCGAAAUACUACAAACCUGCUGCUCCAUCCCAGAAAGACUUUCAGAUACAUCACGGCCCAUUCUGGAAAACUGUGUGGAAGAAUGUGCCUUUACCUGAGGCACAACGCUUCUCUCUGCCGGAACAAGCAGAGAAAUGGCUAUUCUGCGGAGUCCCUGGGGAAUACGUUUGUGACUUUCGCAACGUUCUCAGCUUAUCGGGUAUCAAGAAUGCCCAAAUCCUUGAGGCUAAUGGCAUUCCCCGCGUCUCCACACUACCUCGCUUGCCGUCUGGAAAUGAGAUAGAAGGAGUGGUAUUUGUAGGAGGUUUGUGGAGCUCUCAAUCAAGCACAGUGUGCAUAGAAGAGCUCCGGCAGAUUCUUCUUGCCUACCACAGGACGGCAGAGAAAGAAGUAAGCUUUCAUCCUCCUCUCUGUGUUGUUGUACGAUGUAGCAACAGCGCUUUUGGAGUCCCCAGCCUGCGUCAUUCUAGGGAGAGUGAAGAGGAUUGUGAAAUUAGGCAUUCUGGCCUCUUGGGUAUGUGCCGCACUGCUCGCCUUGAGAUUCAAAGGCUGUGCAAAAGGUCAGUGACGGUUGUGUACGCAAAUGUGGAGGAUGAAGGGCCCCAAAGCUUCAGUAAGGCAUUAAGUUGGAUCAAUACACAAUUUGGUCUCGUAUAUGAAGGUUUACCAAUACUCGAGGAGGAUAUUAUUAUCACACCAAGCUCCUUCUUGGCGCCACGCCUGCAGCCAAUGCCAAUUCCCGAGUUCCGAGGGACAGCACUGGUCAGCUUAGCUAAAUCCUAUCUUAUUACAGGAGGAACAGGAGGACUUGGCCUUGCUGUUGCUCAAUGGCUGCUGAAUCAAGGAGCAGGAUUAGUAGUGCUGCUUUCACGAAGUGGGAAACCAAAUGAAGCACUGCGACAGACGACAGCGUGGAAGGCGGUUGAGGACGGAAUCUGUGAGAAGAAAGCUGAAAUCAUGGUCUGUGAUGUGGUGAACAGAAGUCACGUCAGAGAUACGCUAUACAGAGUCCACCGAAAACGCCCUCUUGGAGGUAUAUUUCACUGCGCUGGAUUUGAAGGGGAUGCUAGUAUUCUCCACUCUAAUAUUCAGAGAAUUCAGCUCGUGUACGACCCCAAAGCAAACGGAGCAUGGAAUUUGCACGUUGCUUGCCAGCAGCUGCAAUUAGAAAAUGGUCUUGAUUUCUUUGUGCUGUUUUCUUCUAUAUCAACUCUACCUGGAAAUGACGCACUUGCACCGUAUGCCGCUGCUAACACGUACUUAGACUCUUUGGCGUACUUCCGGGCGUCUCAAGGUCUCCAUGCGAAGAGCAUUCAGUGGGGACCUUGGGCCGAUGUGGGUAUGGUCACACGGAAUAAUAAGUUUGAGCGGAUAUUUAACUCCCGUGGGAUCAAGCCAUUUGUCUCGGGAGAAGCCAUACAAAUUAUGGAGCAAGCACUUCAAAAUGAAGAACCCUGUAUUUGUGCCUUGGUCGUAGAUUGGAGAAUGUAUUCCCGCGCUUUUGAUGAUAGGAUUCCACGGACUCUGGAAGACUUAGUGAGGGACGAACAGACCCCUACACAGCACUCGCAGGAAAAAAAAAUAACGAGGGAAUUUAUUGAAUCGGUUGUGCUCGAUGCUGCCACAUCACUGGUUAAUCAGGAAAGCUCUAUCACCCCAGAAACACACCUAGAGAGCCUUGGUCUUGACUCGUUAGGCUCCGUUGAACUACGUAACAUGAUUCAAGAACGACUUGCAAUAAGCUUGCCUGCUUCUUUGCUGCUCGAGUUUGCAUCGCUUUGUGAAGUCAUUGACUAUAUAGCCGAGGAUAUGACUAAACGGUCAUCUGCAGGUUUCACAAGUAGUGCAAAGGCUCCUGUGCCCCAACUUUCAGUAAAUUCCGACGAAGGGUUCGCUGUCAUUGGGAUGGGAUGCCGACUUCCAGGAAACAGCGAUUCGCCCGAGGCAUUUUGGAACAUGCUACUAGCUGGUUCUGAUUGUAUUAAGAAUAUUCCGUGGCAGCGAUUUAACAUUCAGCCUCUCUUCGAUCCUGAUCCUGAUGAGAACAAGUGCUACGUCAAGGAAGCAGCCUUACUUGAUAAUGCACAUCUGUUUGACAACCAGUUUUUCCGAAUGAGUGAAAAUCAAGCUCGCAAUAUUGACCCGCAACAGCGUGUACUACUCGAAGUAGCGUACGAAACAUUUGUUGACGCACAGUAUGGCCGAGAAGAGCUGAAGGGACAGGACAUCGGGGUAUUUUGUGCUACAUACACCAAUGAGUAUCAGCUUACCAGCCUUACCAAAGGAGAGUCGGGCAUCCUUGCUAUCGGCGAAGGAGCAGACGGCGGUGUACCACGUUUGGGAGAAGCUUCUGGAUACCCUGAACCUGGAGGCAUGAUGUGUUUGAUCCCCAAUCGGAUAUCCUACGCGCUAGGCCUUAUCGGGGCGAGUGUCGGAGUGGAUACUGCAUGUGCAUCCGGCCUGGUAGCAAUGGACACAGCCGUAAUGAAGCUAAAGCUCUGUGCUUGUUCAAAAGCGUUUGUUGGAGCAGUGAGUCUCAUCCUAGCACCUUGUUUCUUCCUAGGGGGCAGCAAGACGCGCCAGUUCUCGAAAUCAGGCAGGUGUCGCACUUUCGAUGCUGGAGCAGAUGGCCUUGUGAGAGGUGAAGGGGCUGCAGGAGUGCUACUCGCGCCGUUGCGUACUGCACGAGCAGAAUCUAAAUUUGUGCACGCUAUUGUGCGCGGCAUAGCAACUUCCCACUAUGGACAGGGUGCACGCCUAACGGCACCAAAUACUAGAGCCCUUGUCAGGGUUCUUAAUCUAGCACUGGAAGAUGGUAAGGUGAAUCAAUCAUUGGUGAGGUGCUACGAGGCCCAUGGCACAGCCACAGUUCUUGGGGAUAUUAUUGAAAUGAACGCAGUAAAACAUGUAUUCGAGAAUCGGUCUGCUGAGGCUCCACUUAUUGUGGGUACUGCCCACAACAACAUUGGCCAUCUGGAUUCUGCCGCAGCCCUCGUUGCAUUUGUUAAGACGGUCCUGUCCCUGAAACACAGGUAUGUGCCGUCAAACAUCCAAUUCAACAAGUUGCACCCAAAUAUCAGUCCAUUUGACAAAACCAAGAUAAUUUACACACGAGAAGGGCAAGAUAUCCAUACAGCAGAUAAAGCUCGGCUUUUCGGUGCAAACCUUGCGUAUGGACUUGGGGGCACAGUAGUAGCUGCAAUCACUGAAGAAGGCGACAAUCCAUCACUUGCACCCACGAUUACACGGCACACGUGGAAUCACAAUUCUUUCCCGCUGGACGCACAGAAGUUUGUAUUCUUAUUGGGAGCUGCGUCACAGUUGGCGCAAGACCGCAAGCAAACGCCGACAGACGAUGUUGCCUACUUGACUGAAUAUAUCUUCAAGAACUCCCUAAGCAAACAGAGUUUGGCAGCACUGGAUCCAUGCACACCUCCGGAUUCACUUUCAGAGAUCUUUCUAACCGGUGCCACUGGCCUCACUGGUAGCCAGAUCUUGUGCAGUCUGCUGGAACAGAGGACUUGCAACAGAACACAAAAAGAAAACGGAUUCCUCCGCAUUUACUGCCUUGUUCAGGCUCGAGACCGUAUGCAUGCUAUGUACAGAAUCGUAGAUGCUGUUGUGGGAAGAGGCCAACGCUGGAAACCGCGAUACUUCAAGCAAAUCAUACCAGUGGUUGGAGACUUGAAGGCCCCAAGACUAGGUUUGUCUCCGCAAAACUUCGCAACUCUGGCACGCACAAUUGAUGCUGUGUAUCAUGCCGGAAGAGACGUUGAUUUCGGACUGCCGUACGAAGCAAUUCGAAAGGCCAACGUCCUUUCACUUCUACCACUCGUCGAGUUGUGCACGAAAGGAAAGGCUAAACCCCUUCACGUGCUGUCAGACUUCGCAGCCCAUAUUCAGUACUUUGCAGCGUUUGGGGACGACUUGAAUCGGCCACUACCAGAGGAAUUGUCUGUUCCACGAGAGCUUAUAGAUAGGAUGGAGAACCAAAUGCCGGCAAGUGUCGUUGGAUAUCCAUGGGCACGUUGGGCGGUUGAAGAAGUACUUGCAAAUUGUCAGCGUUGGGUGAAAGAAUUGGCUGCAUCAGCUGAUGCCGCCUCCUGCAACCUCGAGAGUAAGUUUACUUUUACAAUAUACAGGUUGCCCAAUUCAGCAGUGUACUUCAACACUGGUCGAGUCGAUUUCCGAAACUCAUUCUUUGCCAUUACAAUGGCUGCGCUACAGCAAGGUGUCCUGCCUCCCGGCGUUUUACCAGUGGGUCCUCCUUUUCUGUCAACCCCUAUAGAUGUAUCAGCAGACAUCUUAGUUACUAUUUCAAGGAUGGCUACCCGUCCAAGUGUCAUCCACAUUGUGAACCCCACUGGGGUUCGACGGCAAGCAAUAAAGCAAACUUUGCUGGAACUAGAGAUCCCCUUCCGAGAGUCCACCGUGGAUGAAUUCCUUCGAGGACUUGAGAAAAAUCAGAACAGCUCAUGUGCUUACCAUGUCCUACCCUUAAUGCGCUAUUGGAGAUCCUACUGGUUCUCUGACGAUCUAGACAGGAAAGAACCGUUUCCAAUCGAAACACGGAAUCUACAAUCCUGUCUUCCAGAUGCGUUGAACCUAUUUCCCUCUCCUGGCGAAGUUUGGACAAGAAUGCUAGCCUAUCUCCUGGGAAAUUAUCACCUCGUCCGGGAUCCGUUCGACACGAUCUUGCCACGUGGAUUACUCGAGCGAAUUGGGAAGAGUCUUGUUGCAAAUGCACCAACAAACUUAUCAACCGACACGCAGCAGAUGCUAAAGACGGCACUGCUCAGCAAGACCAAUGAGGAGCUCGAGCAUGCACUUGAAUGGAAUAGCGAGCAGUUUUUAGCCCACCCGCUUUACAAAUUCCUCCCGGCGCCUCAGUGA